ACUAUACUCUAACCUAACUCUUACAAAUUCUCACUCUCUCUCACAAGUCACCACCGUUGGCCCUCACAACUCACUGCCCUUCUCGGCUUCUCAGCUCACGCCGCCACCAAGCGACAAGCUCUCGUCACGCCGCCCUUCUCUCUCACGUCGCCGGCCGCUCCCGCUCCCACCUCUCGGCUCUCUCGGUCUCCUUCUCUGAGUUAUCUCAGAGUCUAAAAUCGCACCCUCGACUCGAAUCGCGCUGCCCCCACUCCCACCUGUAGAAAAUGAGGUAUUUAAAAGACUUCAUCACCUGAGAGAAAUUACAUUCUCGUCCUUGAGUUGGAGAUUGAGGGAAUGGAUUCUGACAAUGAACAAGGUUACAAACCUCCUCCAGAGUUUCAUGUGGAGGCCAAGGAACCACUUAUCGACCCUAGUUCGAUGGACUCCAAAGAACUUUGGCUCAUUCAGUGGCCUAAUAGUAAAGAACUUCCUGGAUUGGACGGACAAGAAUUAUCACUCAAGCUUCAUCAUGAUGGAAAGUUGGGCAGUUUUGAGGAUUCAUCUGGAAAAGUUUUUGAUCUUGUCAGCUUUGCAGCUCAAGAGUCAAAUGCAACAGUUUUUCUUUCCUCUGAAUCAGAGUCAGAAAUUGUUGGGAAGAUUUCACGGCUGGUUUCCCUUGUCCAUUAUCCAGAUCCUAAUGAAAGCCGAAAACCCAUUUCCAACAACUUGAGACAUUUUCAGAAAUCGAGGGGAAUUUCACUGACAAAUUCAUCACGUCAAUUUUCUACACAAAGUACCCUGCUUAGAAACUCACAAUCGACAAGUGGAUAUUCGGGUUCCACACACAAUAGCAGACGGAGAAGUUGCUUAUCUGAAGAAGGGGAGCCAUCAAAGCCUCUUAAAAAAAAACGUGUGCGUGAAUCUACUGGGUCUGCAGAGGGUUCUGCUCGAGACUCAGAGCGAGGUCAUAGUGCAGUUACUUCAUAAGAGUCCUGUGACUGAGUGUUCUCUUUAAAAUAAAUGAAAAAGAUAGUUAAAAAUGAAGAGCAAGGUGCCCUCCUUGUCGCCUUCAUUGAUUAUUUAUCUUCAAAUAUGCAAAAUGAGUCUUACGUUUUUUGGAAAGUGAACGUGCCAAAUCAUCAAUGCCUCACUGGCAUCAUGAUUUACAAAUUUUAAGGAAUAGUCGCUGUUGCUGUUUUGAGGAUAAGGAGUGAUCUCGGGAAGGUUUUAGAGAUUUCUUUUAUCACAUUUUAGUCUUAUGCGCAUCCUCUAUUGUAUUGAAUGACAUUUCUUUUACUAAACUUUACGCAGCUCUUAGCCUGUAACAAGGCUUUUUGUAUAUCCGAAGGCUUUUUGUA
Messenger RNA from Carya illinoinensis, 1340 nucleotides. Its product is annotated as mediator-associated protein 2-like. The transcript is spliced from 6 exons. Bases 337 to 969 code for a protein of 210 amino acids. NCBI's taxonomy places the organism in Eukaryota, Viridiplantae, Streptophyta, Magnoliopsida, Fagales, Juglandaceae. The record is from RefSeq and is a predicted model, not a curated record.